This is a messenger RNA of Sparassis crispa, 315 nucleotides long. Its product is annotated as Mediator of RNA polymerase II transcription subunit 22. Gene Ontology annotation, cellular component: mediator complex. The record is from RefSeq and is a predicted model, not a curated record. Gene Ontology annotation, biological process: regulation of transcription by RNA polymerase II. The transcript is spliced from 3 exons. The coding region runs from base 1 to 315 and encodes 104 amino acids. Gene Ontology annotation, molecular function: transcription coregulator activity. Lineage: Eukaryota; Fungi; Basidiomycota; Agaricomycetes; Polyporales; Sparassidaceae.
AUGGUUGAUCUUGUUGGGCUUGCUUCUAUCGAGGACAAGGAUAAGUUCAAGGUGGCACAGGAAGCUUUCCAGGCGCAAUGUCGUGCAGAAUCCAUGAUCAGGGCAUCUCAUUCAUUGCUCUCAAUCAUCCAUUCCAUGAAACUGCUUUUACUCCUUUCAGACGAGACACAGAUAGCAAACCGUCGUGACGUGGAAUUGAAGAAGGUACAAGCAGAAUCUGACGACACUCAGAAGAAGGUCGCCGCGCUGCUCGAUGAACUGUUGCAUCCAUCCACCUCAGAGACAAGACAAGACGCAGCCAUGGAUACUUCGUGA